AGGUUAUGGACAUUCCCUCUACCAGGCCAGCUAAUACUCAUUCUGCUCAACAAAUUUUUUUAGCUUGGUGGGAAAACGUUAGUUGAUGUAUUCAAGCACACAUUGACAGGUAUCAUUUGUUGAAACAUUUGGAAAACCUAUUUCAGUAUUAUUUGGGGUUCUAUGUCUGCGGAUCCUAAUCUGCACACUUAAUCUUGGAUGCUUAGCCUUUCUUAUCUGAAGCUUUGAACUAUUGGUAAGGUUCUUUAUGAGGAGAAACUUAUACCUACUAAUUAGUCUCUGUCCAAAAAGAUUUUUAAACCCAUUUGAUGGAUUAAGCCAAGAUUUAAACUGAAAUUGAACAUUGGUGCUUCAUUUUUACCUGGACAAGCCUCGGGUGGAGCAAUUUUCAGAGAUAUCAAUGGCAGAUUGAUCGUUGCAGCUAGAGAUGGCAAUUUUGUCCGACCCGUUGGAUACCCGCACCGAACCGAUUUGGUCAAAAUGGGGAAAACCGGUUUGACUGGGAAGGGGUAUGGGGCGGGGAAUACCCGAUUUUUUAAAUGGAUAAUGGUGCGGUUAUGGUUCUAUACUAAUCCGUAACAUUAUUAAUAAAUUCUAACUCUUUAUAUAUAAGAAUAAUAAUCAGUAUAUGUGCUAAAUUGUGUACACUAAAUCAUAUAUAUUAUAUAAGUAUAUAAAAAAUAAUACACCACAGGACCAAAACUUUUUUAUGUGAAGGAUUACUAUUUUUUGAAGUGUGGAACAUUAAUUUGAUGGUGUAAUGAAUUUAGGCCUAAAACUGUUUUUUCGAAGGAUUACAACUUUUUUUGGCCUAAAACUAAAUUUAGGCCUAAACUUGCUGAUAGAGUAUUAAUUCUAAAGAGAAGUGAGAUCUAGAGAGAGAAAGUGAGUAAUUAUAUUUCUCCACCCCCUAUAACUAGCCCCAAGGGGUCUAUUUAUAGGUAAAAAUGUGGACUUGGGCUCCUAGCCAUGGGCUUAGGAGGCCCAUUACAAUAAUCAUGCCUUCUUUGGGCGAAAUAGGGCCACUAAUGGGCUGAGUACAAUACUUAGUAAAUAAAGUGAAGAGAUGUAUUCUGCCCGAACGAAGCCUGGCAGAUGUGGUGCCUUUCGGCCGAUACGGUCCCAUGGCCGAUGCGGUCCAUGGGCCGAUGCGGCCCCAGAAGCCCAACAAUGUGUGCUUCCAGACCCGGUUGAGUUUCCGGCCGAUGCGGGCCCCCACGGGCCGAAGGGGGCCGCGUGAAUGUUUUUCUGGCCAUAGUUGACUUGAGUAUGCGGGCCAUGGGGUCCAGGCCCAUAUACUCUAUCAGGAGUCCCCCACUCUCUGAGCUGAGGUGAAGCCGAGGCGAAAGGGAGUACUUGUUCCUUCCCGGCUGGCCGUUGUGUGAGCCUAAGGUGCUUGGUGGCCGAAGAGGUUCUGUUUUGAUUUUGGAUGAAGCGGUUUCCUUUUUUUAUGUAGACGAAACGCGUUUGAGGAUUCAUAAUCUUGAUGCGGGCCGAUGCGCUCCGGUGGGAGUGUUUUGAGGACGAGACGGCGCGCUUUCUUUUCUCGUAGAUGUGAUGAACUCUGGUGUGGGUAAGUUGGCCUGCUUUCAUCGCCAUUUUUGUUGGGGCCGAAGAGCUCCCAUCUAUUCUUUGGCCGUAGCGAUAACAUAGUUUUAUGUAGUGAAGGUGAUUGAUUCUGUCUGUGGACGAUGCGGGCCGCGCGUCUUUGACUUGCCAUGCAGCCGUAGCGUUUUGACUUGUGGGUUCUUGCCUUGGUGAGCCGACGCAGUCCCCCCAGUGUACGUAGCCGUUGCGCGCUCGAUUUUGCUUUUUGGGUUUCUAAUUUCUGGGCUAUGUAGCCGAUGCGAUCCUCAGUGCUUUUGAGGUGAAUUGUGUCUUGUUGGUGAGCCAUGGCGAAUUCUUUGUGCAUUGAAGCCGUUGCGCUUCCAUUUAUGUUGUUUUCCUUUUCCUGUAGCCGAUACAGUCCCCCAGUCCCCUACUCCUUUGGUAGAAGAGUAUUUGAGGCACAAGGGAGUCAUGAUGUUCCCGGGCCGAUACGGUACCCCAUGCGUUAGUCGUGAGUCCAACCCUCAGGCAAACCUGUCCAAGGUAACCCUGUGGGAGAACCCUUGGACGAAGGCCGCAAUACCAGGGUCAUCAUCAAACGAUGUGCGUGUGAGCAGCCAUAGCGGUACCUGUGGUUCUUAGGGUUGCUUUUGGGGCUGUAGCGCGUUUUGACUGAUGCGGCCAUUCCUUUGAUAAGUUGGCCCGUUGCGGUUUAUCCUUGCUUUUGAGUGAGUAGGCCGGUGCCCACCCUAGUUUUGGCUUGUUCGGCCGUAGUGGUGGCCUUAGAGUGGAAUGUGAAAAGACGGGCACUGAUUGGUCCUAGGAGAGGCGCCGUUGAGGUGGCCAAUUGGAGAUUGCCACGUGUAGUGAACGUUGGAGGGUGUGCCUAUAAAUACCCCUAAACCCCGAGGCGGUACUUCAUUUGCAACCUUGCUGAGCAACGAAGUGCUGUCCAAUUUUUUAGAGAGAGAAACUUCCGGAGCGUUUCUUCAGGUCUUCAUCAACUUUUUCCAGAUCUUCAAAUCUUCCAAGGUCAGUUUCUUCCUUGUUCUUUGUUAUUUUCUCAUACUUUGCUUCCUAGGGGGUACGAUCUAGUGUUUGUAGGAAAACUCACUUAGAUCCGAAAACCACCCUUAGGAUUAGGUUUUAGAUGUUAUGCCGUUUCCUGACGGCCGUAGCGCUCCCUCCCCCAUUGAUUUGACAGCCUCGUUGGACGAAGAGGAUUGGCCCUUCGACGAGGACGAUACGUCUCCUGGAGUUGAUUUGCGAUUGAUUGAAGCCUUUGAGGUCGAAAUGGAAAAUACAGCCGACUAUCGUACUUCUGUGGACGAGGAGAGGUUGAGUGCCGAUGCGGGAGCGCAUCAUUCUGGUGAAGUCGAGGCGACAUCCAGCUCGCCUCUAAGGGGGGACGAGGCAUCCUCUUCUGCCAACAUUCCUUGCCCUCCGCCGAUAUCGUCCGUAGCGGGGGAAGGCGCUUCAGCUCCGGAGACGAAGAAAACAUACCGGCGGAAGCAGCGUAAGGGAGUACCGCAGGGGCACUCGCAGCUUGACCUCAGUAAUCUGUAUAUCAUUCGGCCGGAGGGGUUCCUCGGCGAGUACCACGUUGCUCAGUUGUACGUGGGGCCCUAUGGACGGGUGCGGGCGCCAAAGCCGACGGAUCACGUGUUGAGCCCCCCUUUGGGUUAUUUUGGGAUAUACCCAAUGAGUUUUGCGAUGGGUUUGCAGUUCCCUCUCCAUCCUUUCAUCAAGGAAUACCUCGAUAUGGUGAGUCUACCUCCGGCCUUGUUGACCCCCAAUAGCUACUCGCUCAUCGUCGGCUUCCUUAUCCGUUGCGAGGAGUUGGGCUUCUCGCCGACGACUGCGCUAUUCACGAAUUUGUACCGAAUAGGCCGAGGGAGCCAUCAGAAUUGCGCCGGUUAUGCUGCCUUACAUCAGGUUCCCAAGAGGAGGAUGUUUACAGACCUUCCUUCGUCUAUCCAUGUUUGGAAGGCGAAGUUUGUCUUUGUUAACCUUGGCCGGGGCGGUUUCUUCCCUUCUGUGGGUCAUAGCGGCCUUUUCGAGUUGCAUAAUCCUCCGUGGAAUGCCGAGAUCAGUAGGCAAGUAGAAGCUUUCAUCAAGGGCGGGCCGAGGAGCAUAACAACGUACAUUACGGAGUAUAAGAUGGCCGCCCUCGGCUUCGUGAGAUACUACUGUCCUGGUGAUGUGGACGAUGGCUUCUGGCCGAAGAUGGAGGGGUCAUAUGAACAGGCCGACGGUCCCUCACUUGGUGUUCCCGCUGAAGCCGAAGGUUUUGAGAUGGAUUGUAUGUCUUUCAUGGCUCGGGCUGCAAAGAAGGCCGAUGCGGAACUGAAGGCCGCCCAGGCCGCUGAGGAGGCCAAGAAGUCAGCCAGUGGUUCUCAGAGUGGCGCCGAAGCCGUCAAGAAGCCCGUGGCUAAGAAGAAGAGCAAGAGGGCCGUCGAUGAGGGCCAAAAGACUCUGGCCGAAGCUGGCCUGAAUGUGGUGCAAGCCCCAAAGAAGACGAAGAAGAACGAUGGGGCCGGUGCUCCCUCCGCCCCAAUUGCUGAGGCUGCUUCAGCCAAGACCCUUCCCCUGGUAGAUCUGGAUGAGGGGCCCUCUUCGGCCAUGAUCGCCGCGGCUUCCCGCGUAGUUCCCUCUACGGCCGCUGCUGCCCGCCUAGAGGAGGCCCUUGCCAAGGGAACGUACGAGGUCACCGUACGUUACCCCGUUAAAGGCGGGCUUUUUAAUGAAACCGUCAGUGGCGAUGAUGUGCUUGCUCAGGCUAUGCCUGAGUAUGACCGGCAGUACCUCAGCCGGCAAGGCAAGCAUGUCCAUUUGUACGAUGGGGGGCUGGACUACGUCGUCCAGGGUGCCCUGAUGCUGAGGGAGCAACACUGGAGGCAGGAGGCUGAGAUAGAGCGCCUGAGGAAGGUGGAGGCGAAGGCCGUCUCGGCCGAUGAGGCCCUCCAAGACCUUAGGGACAAGGCCAAGGCAGCGGAGGACGAGAUGAAGCUCCUCCAAUGCCAGCUCAAUGAUGCCGAGGCGGCCCGGAAGAAGGCCGAUGAAGCUGCUGCUGCUGCUGUCAAUAGAGCCGCGGAGGCUGAGAGGCUUAAAGCUGAGGCGGAGAGGGCUGCUGAGAAGGCCGUAGCCGACUUCACGGUCGAGGGGUGGAAAGCCGAAGAUCAGAUCCCCUUCUGCUACAAGGUGGUGGCCGAGAGGCUCACGGAUUGGGUGACAAAGGAUCCUGCCGGCGAGGACUUCUGGAUGAACGAGACGCAAGCCUUCUACAACUGCGGCCAGUACAGGAUGCAGAGGCUGAUUUACAGGAAGCUUCGUCGUCGCUUCCGGAAGAUGAGGCCGAGGGUUUUGAGUCUACCCCGGGGGAUGAAAAAUCUUGAUGAGGAUAUGAAGCUCCCCCGUUGGAGAGGCAGCCUCCGAUCCUUAGUUCGGACGAGGGGAAGCAUCUUGGAGCGACAGCGACGACUAUCUACUCAAAGGCCCAGCGGACUCCAAGGCCGGUGAGGAUGGUGGAGAUGAUGAUGCCGGUAGCGGCAACGGAGAGGACGCUGCCCAAAGUAAGGACCAAGCCGAUGCGGUGGCAUAGUUUGUAUUUUAGUUGACUGUAGAGGCCGCAGUCCUGAAUUAUAUGUAACGGCCGAUGCGCCCUCCUUUUGUACCUUUUAAAAAAUUAAUGAACUCCUUUUUGCCUCAGUAUGAAUGUGUUGUUGCUUCGUCUGUGUCGCCUUGCAUUUGUAUGUGUUUAUUUCGCGAUUUUUACCAAGUGUCAGAAUUGCAUACACCCCGGUUUGAUUGAGACAAAGCGUUUCUUCGUCUAUGUAUUUACGUAGAUUGUUUUCCUUGGAAUUUUCCUAAGUUUGGGCCCCCCAAAUAUACCUUGUUUGCCUAAGACGAUGCGAACCUCCAACCGGGUGUCUCAUGAGGACGAUGUGGGUGGUACAACGUCUUGGGUAUGUUUGUUGUGGGGAUGGUGUGUCCCUUCGUCUGGGGUGAGGCCUGGCCCAAAUGUCUUGGAAUCUUUCCAAGUAUCCAAUUGUCUCCCAAGUGUCAUGCGUCGGCUAUUGUUUUCUCCGAGGUUUUUGCAACCAUGUGAUUUCCCUUGGUUCUCGUCAUACCUAGUAUUGUUGCUUAUGGAGACGAAGCGUCUCUUCGUCUUUGGCAUUUAAACUUAGAAUUUUCCCGAGAACCUCUCCUUUUAACGGGGUAGGUUUUCCUUGUGUUAUGGCCGGAGCGGGGUCACCGGGUUUAUGCUUUGAGCAAUUCCCAAGUUGGGACGACGCGUGUACCGUCGGGUUCCUGUAUGGUAAACCUGAAGUGUUAAAGACGGAGCGAGGCCCGGAUGUAGCAUGGGUAACGCAUUGAGGCCGGCGAGUGCACAGUCCGUCGGCUUCCCUUUUUUUGGGUGGCCGAAGGGUUACUGUCCCUUCGUCCAUGUGCGGUAGUUUGUCCGCUGCGCGUUUCACGUGGGUUAGUGUGAGGGAGUAAAUACGCCCUCGGCUUGGUGUGUCAGUGGCAUCUUUUUUGGCCUUUCCAAGUCUAUCGGCGACGCGGGAUCGGACUGGCUAUCGUCUUUUGACGGCCGCCCUUUGUGGUCCUGAGUGAAAUUUUACUGACGGGUGGAGUUUUUGUAACCUCAGCCUUAAUUCAGGCCUGUCGUCUUGCGGUUUCCGCGCGGACGACGCGGUAUGCUUCUCCGUUUGAAGACGUCGGACCAUGCACACAGGUCCUUCGUCCUGCAUAUCGCCGGCCGAUUUGGGUGUUUCACCGCUUGUGCCGAUACGAUAUUUAGGUGCGUUUGUCGAUGCAACGGAUUUGUAGGUGCGUUGUGGGUUGCAACGGCCUUAGGUGCGUUGUUUAUUGCAACGGCUUUGGGUGCAUUGUUUAUUGCAACGGCUUUAUGUGCGUUGCUUAUUGCAACGGCUUUGGGUGAGUCGUUUAUUGCGAUGGCUUUAGGUCGCAUCGGUCCUGGGUGUUAUCACCGCUUAGGCCGAUGCGGUCCUUAGCUUUUCCUUUGAAAGAAUAGAUUGAAACAUGAUCUUUAUUCAAUAAGUGGCGCUAGGCCGAGGGUGUUUCAUUCAACCAAUAAGCCGAGGGGUGGGGGACGUUGCCCACUUCACCACUUCUCGAGUUAUUGGUAAAAUUUCACCAGAUGGUGUACAUUCCACAAUCGUGGUACAUCUAACCCAUUAGGGUUCUUUAGUCUAUAGGUGCCGGCUUUGAUGACAGCGCUGAUGAUGUAGGGCCCUUCAAAUUUGACGGCGAGCUUUCCUCCUUCCGUUGGUUUACUUGCUUCCCUUCGGCAGAGGACGUAGUCCCCCACUUGGAAUUCGCGAGAGCGGACCUUGGCAUCGUAGUAGGAUUUGACUUGUCGUCUGUAGUUCUCCGCUCUGAGGUAGGCCAUUUCUCGUCUCUCGUCGAUGAGGUGUAGGUCCACCUUCAUGGUUUCUUCGUUGGCCUCGGGGUCGUAUUGUGUGACCUGUCGGCUGGGAAGCGUCACCUCAGUGGGAGCCUUGGCUUCGAAGCCGUAACAAAGGGAGAAUGGUGUCUCCCCGGUGGCCCUCCUCGGCGUAGUGCGGUAGGACCAUAGGACGUUGGGGAGCUCGUCGGCCCAACUUCCGCCUUCUUCCUCGAGCUUCUUCUUUAGCCCCUCCAAGAUGGUUCUGUUGGCAUUCUCAACUUGACCGUUGGCCUGAGGGUAGGCGACAGAGGAGAAACGGUGUUUGAUGCCCCAUUCUUGGAGGAGGCUUUGGAACGGUUCGGCUUCAAACUGGGUGCCGUUGUCCGAUAUGAUCUUUUGUGGCACGCCGAAGCGGGUGAGGAUGUUCUUGUACAUGAACUUUCGACACCGCACCCCGGUGAUGCUUGCGAGUGGCUCGGCCUCGACCCAUUUGGUGAAGUAGUCGAUGGCGACGAUGAUGUAUCUGUUGUUGCCUGCAGCUCUUGGUAGUGGGCCGACAAGGUCAAUGCCCCAUCUGGAAAAUGGGAUGGCAGUGCUGACCGG
This is a messenger RNA of Cuscuta epithymum, 7564 nucleotides long. The record is from the annotation of a GenBank genome assembly. Lineage: Eukaryota; Viridiplantae; Streptophyta; Magnoliopsida; Solanales; Convolvulaceae.